AUGUCAGGAAAACUGUCUAAAGCUGAUCGCGACAUUAUUGCACAACAGAAAGACAACAAUCUUGAGUCCGAUCAAUCGGUCGCAAGUAUUUCGGGCAAGACAAGGCCCAGCAAUUACAAGAUGGACGAGUCAAGGUCCAAUAGGAAAUCCAAUGUGAGAAGGAAGAAUGUCGAUAACGAGUCUAGUUCUUCGGCGAAAAGGAGCGAACAGUCCGACAGCGACGACGAUUGGUGGAGUCCUCCUCAAAGGACAUUACAAGUAACCACAGCAGAAAUAAAUCUCAGGUGGGAUCAAUUACAGUGGAAACCACACAAGGACCACUUCUUACGCGGCUCCCAGGAUUGGGGAGUUUAUAAAAAUGACGUGAUGUUCGCUUUGCAGUCGAUAGGGUAUGUUAAAGGGAUCAAAUUAACAAACCUAGAUAAAGCAAAUUUCGGAUCAAUGAUCAGGAGAUCAGUGACCGAUAACCCAAGAAGAAUCAUUGAAGAUUUAAGCAGCGGAUCGGAUAUGAUGAAAUUACUCAACAAGACAUAUCGACAGUCUGGCACAAUACAGGCUGAAAACUUUUUCAAUGACCUAAUAGAGCUGGCUUACGACGGAGGUAACGCCAUCGAUUUCGUGACAAAAUUUAGAGUCUGCGUUAGAGACUUUAAAUCAACUGGUCAGGAGUUAGCUGACAAUAUCACAAUACUUAUAUUCAAACGUGCGGUCGAGAAAAGGGCCCACAGAUGGCAUUAUGAGGCCUCACAUACCUCAAAAACCAAACAAUGGUCGUUGGAAGAACUGAUCAACGAUUUCAUCUCCAACCACAGUCUCAAGGCUUUUCAUAACACAAACAAAUAUUAUCCCAACAGAGACUUUCGGGUAAACUACAACUUUGACAACAAAAGGGGAGAUAAAGCCAAUAUUCGGCUAGGUCAAAUUGAAAAUAGAGGCAAGCUGGCCUUUAAACCUAAAAUAAAUCAGGGUGACAAGAACCCUGAGAGUAAGAACCAAGUUGUAUGUUACAUUUGUGGAAAAACUGGUCAUUAUGCAAAUAAUUGCCAUAGCAAGAGGGGAACAACUCAAGGUCCUCAUCGAUGUCACAUCUGUAGGGGCAAUCACUAUGCAAGAGAGUGCCCGGCUCGAAAGUCAGAUCAUGAUCGUCCUUUAAAUCAAAUUUCAACGAAGGGUAAAGAAAAGAUGAUCGAGUAUAAUGUUGGUGAUGAUUGGUACGAUGAGUGGAUGGAAGAAAAUGGGAUAGUAAACAACCCAGAGAUUGAAGAGACGCCACACUCAAGUAAUGAUGAUAGCUCAUGCUAUGGAGUGAGUUUAAACUUUGCCCAUCAACUGAAUAACGCAUCAAUUAACUCUUUAAUUAGAAAGAGGUGGCUGUUUGAUACAGGGGCUGAUAUUAAUGCCACUAACAACCUAAAGAAUUUUGUCAAGGAGUCUGUAAGGAACUUAAGACCACGGGAGGUGGCAAUAAGGACAGGCAGUGGAGUUAUUUAUCCAGAGAAAAUAGGCGAAGUAUGCCUCAAGGUCAGAAAUUCAAAAAAUAAAGCGAGAAGGCUCAGAUUAAAGAAUGUCUUUUAUGUUAAGAAUCUUCCCGUAAACAUUAUAAGCGGCGAAUUGUUUUGCAGAAGUGGAUGCUCAUUACAAGGUGAAAAGCUUGUUGACAGUAAUGGAAGUAUUAUAUCUUUAAUAAACGUCAAUAAACGAGGAUUUUUUCUCUGGCUUUCUGGAGAAGAUGAACCAAUGAAACAUAUCAAAUCAGGAUUCCCGUGCCAAUUAGACAAAGAACACAACAGUAAAAAUUCAAAAAUUCCCUCUGACGAAACCAUUAGAAACCUAACCUUGUGGCAUCGAAGAUUAUGCCACCCAAGCGCAGAUAGGUUGCGGUGGACAAUUAAAAAUACUACUGGCAUAAACCUAACCCCGAGUGAUGUUAUCAAUAUACCAUGUGAGGCUUGUGAUCUAGGUAAAUCUGUAAAAUACACUACCAAUGAGAGACGACGAGCUGAAUACGUCGGAGAAGGAUGGCACUGUGACUUGGGAUCGAGCAACCCUAAAACCAUGGAUGGCAAUAGUUACUACUGUUUAACGACGGAUGAUCUAUCUAGAUACCGUUUCCUCAAGCCACUGAAGACCAAAAAGGAUGCGGCAGUUGAGUUGAUGAACAUCCUGAGAAAUAUUAACGCUGAACUGCAGCUUGAAGGGAGAAGAGUCAGGUGGAUUACAAUUGACGGAGGCAGAGAUUGGGGCAUGUCGAGAUUUGAGGAAUUCGCUGCAGACCAAGGUAUAGAUAUCAUUGUGUCCGCCCCAGACAAUCAGCAUCAGAACGGAGUGUCAGAGAGAGGAAUUAGGUUCAUACAGGACGCUGCCCGAUGCUGCACAAUUCAAACAAAAAUACCAUCGGUAUUUUGGGACAAAAUAAUGGAGACAACAUGCUAUACACUCAAUAUGACAUCUCAAUCUCCAGUCGAUCAGCACAAGACCCCAUAUGAAGUAUUCUGGUCAGCUAUGAAAGGCAGGCCGAUUAAGCCAGACGUCAGUCACCUCUUAAUUCCCGGAUCAAGAUGCAUAACACAUGUAGAGAAGUCGCGCAGAAUUGCAGGAGAAAAGCUAGACCCCAGGGGUGCAAGGAGUGUGUUUCUCGGAUACAAGGGACGUAAACAAAACUUGUAUGGAUAUUGGGCGGUGGGAGAUUCUUAG
Molecule: messenger RNA, 2694 nt
Organism: Blumeria graminis f. sp. triticale
Lineage: Eukaryota; Fungi; Ascomycota; Leotiomycetes; Helotiales; Erysiphaceae
Source: the annotation of a GenBank genome assembly